GCAGCCGGGCGAGUCCGGAAAACCUCGCUCGCUGAAUGAAAAUCUUUGGAACCGCAAGGGAAAAGUUGACUGCCAUGGAACUUCGGAUCGAUACGAAAGCAGUGCGCCGCUGAGACAGCGUCGCAGGCGGCGUGCCCUUCUUCGGACCGAGCCUUCACAAAGCAGAGAGGGGGGGAGCCUCCGGAGCAGGCAUGAUGACCCAUGCCUGCUGCGAGCCCGCGCUUUGGAGGUUCUGAGCUCGACACGUCUGCCGGCCGGAAUAUUCUGCGCUGUUCGGCUCUAGCUGCGCCAAAGCUGUCUACCUCUAACAGGACUCCUCCAGCCCAACAAUGCAGGACCAAUUCUUUGACCACGGGCGAGAUGCCAACUCGUCUGAAACUUUGGACUGUGAAGAAUUCGUCUUUGAUUAUGACAUUCCAGUGGCUAUCCUGUGCGGCAUGUACAUGGUGUUUGGUGUAGUCUACACGCUGUAUGGGUAUCGCUGCUUCAAGGCUGUGAUGUUUCUGACGGGCUUCCUCUUUGGCUCCUUCGUGGUGUUCAAGAUCUGCACCGUGGAGAGCCUCCUGUCAACAGCGGGCAACGCAGGUGUCUCCCUUGGCGCGGGCCUGCUGUUCGGCCUCAUCACUAUGCUGGUGCAGCACGCCGGCCUGUUCCUGACCGGCUUCCACACGGGCCUCUUUGCGGGCUUUGGUAGCAUAGCCUUGAUGCGGAUAUGGUACACGCCAUCCACGGUGUGGCUGACUGUGGGCAUCCUUCUUGCCUGCAGCAUCUUCGGGGCUGUGCUCAAUCUCUUCUGGCAGAAAGCCUUGACCAUUCUAGGCACAAGCGUGUAUGGAGGUGCCAUGAUGGUUGUGGGCUCGGACUACUUUGUGAGUCGGUCACGCCUGACGGACUGGUCCCUGGGUGUGAUCCUACUUAAGCCCCCUCUGCCCCUGUGCUGGUUUUCCUGGCUCAUUCUGGCUCUGUGGCCACUGCUCAUCGUCAUCGGAGUGAUCACACAGUGGAGGCUCACAGGCCGUGGCACCUACCACUCUGACGCAGUUGGACCAUCCCGAAGGUCUCGUCAGCUCAACCUGCAGAGAAUAAGGCAAGAAGAAUCUCGUGCAGAGCAACGGCAGCGCAAGUAUCGAUACCUGUACCAGGUGCGGACUGCUCACGGCGAUGUCAUCUCCCAGAGCUACAUCCAAAGUCUGCAAAAGAAGGUGUGCCCGCCACCUGAUGACAGCCUCUCGAUGCUCCACUCCGACCUGACACACCUCACAAUGCUCAACCCUUCGGAGAGCACGGCCACCACUCUGAGCCAAGUUACCUGAGCGCGACCUCCGUCAUCUUCAACUAGACCUGGAGCAAAGCAAGCCGAGGGACGCGAGUGGGGUUGGCCGUCCAGAGGUUUACAAGUUGCGACCGACAAGGAGCGGCCUUCGCACAUUUGGUGUUUAUUGACGAGCAGCUGUGCUGGCGUUCAUUUGUUGUGUUCAGCAGGGGUAGAACCCGAGUAGCCUUUGAGGCAAAGCGCUACUCGGACUGAGUGCAUAAGGACUAGUAAUCCGCGGCGGCAAAGUUGUGAGAAGUUGCGUCGAGAAGAUAUCGUCGAGGUGGGCACAUCAAUGUGGGAACACGAAGCCUUCCCGUACCAGCGACAUUGUUCAGUCUUUAAAGCUUCUCUCCAAAUUCACUGUUGGAAUGCAAUGCAGAAGGAUAGUGGUGCUGAAUGUUGACAGAUGUGGCGUAUUAAAGCUGUGCGCUUUUUUGAAGAGUUAUUUGUUACAGCGGGGAAAUAUUCGCGAAUGACUUUUCAAAGGAAGAUGUAAGCUAGCGUAGACAUGGCAAAGGAGUCAAGAGGCGCAGUCCCGGACGUGUACACGAGCCAUGCUUAAGUGUUGUUAGGGCACAAAGUAUUUCUCAUCUAUCGCAUGAUGUUUUUCCAGUGUGCAAAGAGAGAGUGAGGCAUUUCUUAUGCUCAAAAGCUUAGUGCAGCCCCGGUGCAGUUGAGUUGAUGUUUUGGAAUGCGGUGUAGUUAAGGACUGUUCGGUGUACAUACUAGUUGCGGACUAAUGUGAAUGUGUUUCACUUGUGAUACGUGGGAGAAAAGGACAGUUAUACUUCUCUUUCCUUAGAAGCCGUAACGUAUGGCACAACUUUGUGGUGUUCAGUGACUGCCAAAACUACAGACACUAAAACCAGUAUUGUGUACUCUCCGAUAACAAAGACACUGAAUGCCUGUUCACGCAUUCAAGGCAUGGGUGUGUAAUAGGUAGUCAUUACAUUUUUCUCUUCACCUGGAGUGUACUCAGCCCUGGUACGGGAUUCAUUGUGCACAUCUGAGAACGUCCAAGUUUUUUUUUUUUUUCAUUGUUGUUGCUGUGUUCCACUGUACAUAUCAUAUGCUGUAGGACAUUAAAAUGAUUGUUUAUGACCA
Molecule: messenger RNA, 2419 nt
Organism: Rhipicephalus microplus (southern cattle tick)
Lineage: Eukaryota; Metazoa; Arthropoda; Arachnida; Ixodida; Ixodidae
Product: transmembrane protein 198
Cellular component (GO): plasma membrane
Source: RefSeq, a predicted model, not a curated record